Messenger RNA from Neopelma chrysocephalum (saffron-crested tyrant-manakin), 2052 nucleotides. It is a transcript of the gene INTS12, whose product is annotated as integrator complex subunit 12. Gene Ontology annotation, cellular component: integrator complex. NCBI's taxonomy places the organism in Eukaryota, Metazoa, Chordata, Aves, Passeriformes, Pipridae. The transcript is spliced from 8 exons. The record is from RefSeq and is a predicted model, not a curated record. Bases 291 to 1676 code for a protein of 461 amino acids. Gene Ontology annotation, biological process: snRNA 3'-end processing.
UGUGGCUUUGGUGUAACUAUUUCAGAAAUUCCGUUUUAACUAAGGUUUGAUUUUGUCACCAAGAAGUUUCCAGGAGGAUGAUACCGAGGAAUUUGUGAACUUGAUAAGUUUGAGUAUACACUGGAUUAAGGAAAGGUGAAAACAGUAGUGGAGAGGGUUUAGCAGAAUCCUGGUUUGAGAGUAUGUGGUACUGACUCUUGUAAAAGACAUAUUCACAGAACAAAGAAAUGAAGGAGAUAACCUACCCACAGAUCUUGAGAGCAGCCUGAGCAGGUAUUAGAGACACCACUAUGGCUGCUACAGUGAACUUGGAGCUUGAUCCCAUUUUUCUGAAAGCCCUGGGCUUCUUGCAUUCAAAGAGUAAGGACUCUGCAGAAAAGCUGAAAGCGCUUCUUGAUGAGUCUUUGGCCAGAGGAACUGAGUCAAGCUAUCGUCCAUCUCAGAAGGAAGCAGAGCAACCAAAAGUAUCUGUUACCAAACCUAUUAAGCAAGAGCCUAAAGCUUCUUCUAGUUUGCCCUCCGGCAACAACAAUGGCAAGCCCACUGCAUCAGAAAAGGUGAAAAAAGAAACAGAAAAGAGAUCUACUGAUAAGACAAAAGGGGAUACUGCUGAAGGACCUGAUGCACCAAAGAAGCCCAAAGUAGAGAAGCAAGAGGCUCGUUCCUCUCCUAUUACAGUUCAGACGAGCAAGGAUUUAUCCAUGCCUGAUUUAUCUAGCUUUGAGGAAACCAGUGCUGAUGACUUUGCUAUGGAAAUGGGAUUGGCCUGUGUUGUUUGCAGGCAAAUGACAGUUACUUUUGUGAAUCAGCUAGUGGAGUGUCAGGAGUGCCAUAAUCUCUACCACCAGGAUUGCCAUAAACCUCAGGUGACAGACAAGGAAGUGAAUGAUCCUCGACUUGUAUGGUAUUGUGCCCGCUGUACCAGGCAGAUGAAGAGAAUGGCUCAGAAGACACAAAAGCCACCUCAAAAACCAGCUCCUGCAGUGGUGUCAGUUGCACCAGCUUUGAAGGAUCCAUUGGUCAAGAAGCCAGAAAUUAAGUUAAAACCUGAGACCCCACCAGCUUUUCUAGCAUUCAAGAGAACAGAAGUCAAGACCUCAGCAGCAGUUUCGGGGAACUCUGCCAGUACAAGUGUUUCCUCUUCAGCAACAAGUGGCCUUACAGGAUGGGCUGCUUUUGCAGCCAAAACCUCCUCUGCCAAUCCAUCAACUGCCAAACUGGGAUCAACAACACAGAGUGCCAGUGGGAAACCAGCAGCUUCUUCAAAUAACCAGAAACCUGUGGGUUUGUCAGGGUUGGCAACUUCAAAAACAGGACUAGGGUCAAAAAUAGCUUCUGCCAACAACAGCACAAACCCUGUUCAGCUGAAACCUCCUCCACCUCUGACACUGGGGAAAACCACCCUGAGCCGCUCAGUGAGCAGCGACAACGUCAGCAAAGUGGGUCUCCCGAGUCCCAGCAGCGCCACACCAAGCACCAGCAGCCAGGGGAGCAGCGGGAACGGCAACAGCGGGAAUUCAGGGAACAGCGGGGGCAGCACGAGUAAAACCACUGCGGAUACUGGUAAUCAGUCAGCCUCCCUAAAGGGCCCAACUUCUCAGGAAUCUCAGCUCAAUGCUAUGAAAAGGUUACAGAUGGUCAAGAAAAAGGCUGCUCAAAAGAAACUCAAGAAGUAGUGCGUCUGCUUGCUAAUUUUGUUGGUUAUGUUCUAUGAAACAGCAGCAUUGGUGUUUUUGUUAAAGAAAAUCCCCUAGUUACUGGACUGAAAUGGAGGUUAAAUCAGGGAAGCCCAAAACUCAUGUUUUACAGGAGGUCAAACUUCAAUAAUUCUGAUAUUCCUUCUGCCUUGUAAAUCUGUGAAUUGAGUAUGUUGGAGGAAUUCAUUAUUAUAUGCUCCUGUUUCUGUAGCUCAAAGCACUGAAACUUGAAAUUGUAAAAGUUGGGUAUUUUUGAAUAUUAAAAAACCCACAUUUAUGGGGACACUUAAUAAAAUGAACUUUCUGAAACCAUGAUUCUUAUAUGUUAAUAAUAAAAGGAUUAUUAAUCUGGGAA